Messenger RNA from Bactrocera neohumeralis, 4345 nucleotides. RefSeq lists its product as uncharacterized. Gene Ontology annotation, cellular component: nucleus. Lineage: Eukaryota; Metazoa; Arthropoda; Insecta; Diptera; Tephritidae. The transcript has 6 exons. The record is from RefSeq and is a predicted model, not a curated record. The coding region runs from base 537 to 3446 and encodes 969 amino acids.
GCAGUGGAACGAGUAACAUUGAAUCGGUUGGCUGGUCUCUCUGGUAGCAAUACGGGCACGACGCACGGGCGUUUACGUAGAGCCUUCGCAUUUUAAACAUAAGCGGCUUGUUGUGUGUCGAAUUUGAAGUGGUGCAAAAAGGAAUUAAUAAAAUCUAAGCAAUUCGAACGCCCAUAUAUUGCACGUAGUGGAAGUUAGUCGGUAGAAAAAAUUAGUUGGCGUUAAAGAAAUAAACAAAAAAUCGUCAAAUUAUGUGAAUGUGUGCGCGAAGUUUAGUGUUUUUCGUGUGUUUGCGGUAAUUUACGUGAUAUUUGGGGUUGAUCGGAAGUGCUGACUGCGCUGUCUACUUAUAAAAUUACAUACAUACAUAGUAUACCGUUGCGUCGCUAAUUGUCUAUGUAACGCGCGCCGUCUUCCGUGCAUAAAUCACCGACAGCGCGUGCUUGAGUUUGUGUGUAUGUGCUUGUGUUUUCCGUGGCGCAUAUUUCAGCAAUUUCCUUGUCCGCGCGCGCUUACAAAACACUCGACCGUCGAAGAUGAGUGUUGUGUCGACUUUGCUGGCUCAACAAGUCUACAAUUGGCAGCUGGAGGAUUUUGCUUGUUUUCGCAAAUGCGGCGAAAUCACCGUGUCCCCAGAUGCGCAAACCUACGGCAUGAAUUGUCGCUUCUGUGCCGGCAUUUGUCUGCAAUUCGACGUUUUCAUCGAGCACAUACGCGAGGUGCAUGCGGAGCGUGUCAGCGCGCUCUAUCAGCAGACGGACGCGUGCGGUGGCGAGGCUAAGUGUGAGCAAAGCACACAAACACCAAACGAAACCGAAUUGGAAACCUAUAAUGAUUAUGAUGACGACGCUGCCUUCAUAGCUGCCAUUGCCAAUCACACUGCCGACGGCGACGUGGACGGCGACCACGACGAUUUCGAUAUCGAUGUAGAGUGCAUUGAUGGCGGUGACGAGUGCGCUUUCAAUUGCAACUAUAACAACGCCGUUGUACGCGACGACGCCGUCGACGCCAACGUUGGCAGUGACACUGACACCGACUCCGCAACUAAUGCCACGGCACAAGUCUCGCUCCCACCGCGUCGCUAUCCACAACGCCAUCGGCGUCGCACAGCUGUUGUAAAUGGUAGCAACGGCGAAGGCGAAGAUAAGCCGCGCAAACUAUGCCGUUGGAAUGAAGCGCCGUCAGCGAAAUGUAAUGGGACUUUGGGUAAAUACAAAACACUCACCAACACGCAGACACCGCCAACACCGGCACCGACACCAUCGCCCUGGACAACGCCAGUGCAAAAUGUUAAAGACGGCAACAACAUUGUGCACGCGUUUGAAAACGAAAGCGAAACCGCGACCAUUGCAAUGGACACACCCGACACGCUCGACAUUAGUUUGGCGGCGGCGCAAAUAGACAUGAGCGCUUUGCUGGGCGCCGAGGACGACGACGACGAUGUGGAUAUGCAGGCGCAUAACAGUGUACCGGAAGCGCCGCAAGCGCAAGUGGACUUGGUGUAUAUAAUGGAAAGUGCAACGCCAGAUGGUGUCAUCGAAGAGGAGACCGUGGUCGAUCCAUUCGAAAUGGCGCAAGGCUGGCGGCGUUCAACAGAUUCAUCGGAGUGUCCGGAAAAUGAUGUAUCCAGUCCAUAUAGCGACAGAGAAUUGCGUAGAAACCUUAUAGCAUUGCCGUUGAACACAUCGAAAACGCCAAAUGGCGAAAAGCCCUUGGUCAACGAAAAUGAGCAUAGUACCGAAGUGAUCUUUUACCUGCUUGAAGCGUACAAAAAGAACGAAAAACUCUGGAAUCCCAAUCAUUCGCAAUACAAAUACAACGCGAAUCGUAAGAUGUUCGAGGAAUUAUCGCGCCCACUCUUGCGAGAUAUGAACUACUCAUUGGACGGCUCCGAGAUCUAUGCGAUCAUUAAGAGUCUACGCUCACGCUAUCGACUGGAAUUGGCUAAAGCGCGCGAACGUAAGGGCAAAUAUAAGACACGUUUCAAAUAUUUCGAGAAAAUGGAGUUUCUCCGUGAUAUCAUUGAGAAUAAACGUGCUGCACGUAGAGUUAAGAAACAAUUGGACAGUUCGGAUAAAUCAUUGGAUGAAGACUGCACAGAAUCGACACGUUCCACACAUAAUCGUACCGUACUUACUUAUCUUUUGGACGCCUUUCGUAAACAGGAAUCGCUCUGGAAUCCGCAGCAUCCCAACUACUUACUAUGUAAUAAGAAUGAACUGAUGCGUGAGAUCUCAAUAAAUUUGCUGCUGGAGAAGGAUGUUAACAUGACCGCCGAUGAAUGUGCCACCGAGAUACAAAAACUACGAACGCGCUUUCGACGCGAAUUACGUAUAGUACACGAACAAAAAGGACUGUAUGCGCCGAAAUUGUGGUGCUUUGAACAAAUGGAGUUCCUGCAGAAGAUCUUCGAAGAUCAGUUAUGCGAUCGUCUAAAAAAGCGCAAAGGUGUUAUCGCUUGCAAACCAAAGAUACAAUAUUUAAAGGCUAAAUCUAUCGAGUUCAAAAGUAACGAUGAUCAUCUGACAUUCAUUGAGAUCUACAAGAGCUAUUCAGCGCUUUGGGAUGUCGAGCACCCCGAUUAUCGUUCGACCACAUACCGCAAUGAGGAACUCAACCAAAUGCUCGAGGAAGUCAAUCUGAUGCUUGGCAUUGAUAGUACAUUGGAAGAAUUGCAGAAAACCUUAUAUGAAAUGCGUAAAGAGUUUUCAGCCGAAAAGCAUAAGCGUCUAGUCGAAACCACACAAAACAACACAACGCCGCCACCACCGCCACCGUCAAUUAUACAAACGAAGCUGAUGGAAUUUCUCGAUGUUAAUCUGGGACCAUUUCGCUGUGAUGUUUGCGCUGAACUAAUUAAGACCUCCGAUCAGUAUAAGAUUCAUAAGUCUGGCCAUGAUGGCAUGCAACCAUUUAUUUGCACGCUUUGCGGUAAGGGUUUCCAAAUACCGGGCAAUCUUACCAUACACAUCCGGCGUCAUAAAGGUGAUUUUCCGUAUGCUUGCGAAGUAUGCGAUAAGAAAUUUGCUACAUCCACCGAGGUCGCCAUUCAUAUGCGUAGUCAUACAGGCGAGCGUCCCUACAUCUGCAGCUUCUGUGGCAAAUCCUUCAAAACUUGGUCCUUUUACGACACACACCGACGCGCCCACCUCAACCAGUCCAACUUUCAUUGUCCCAUCUGUGACAAGGCCUUCUACGAGCGCAACCGUUAUACGGAUCACAUGAAUGGCCACUUGAAUAUACGUAAGCAUGUUUGUGAUGUGUGCGGCAAGGCCUACACCACAUUCGCCAAUCUGAAGAAGCACAACGAACUGCAUUUGCCAGUGAAGAAGUACAAAUGCGACAUUUGCGGGCAGCGUUUUGCACAAUUCGCCAGCGUGCGUUGGCACAAGCGUAAAACGCAUGCGCAAGCGCAAGAUAAGCGGCACGAACAGAUGGAACAGUGAUGUGGGUGAAAAUGGUACAGUAUUGAGGAUUGGCGUGUAUAUAAAUGUGGCAUUUUAAUUGUUGGUAAAAUAUUGCUACUUCACUGCUGGUGAUUCAAACAAUGUUUAACUUAGUUAUUAGCGUAUUUAUUAAUUUUUAUUUUUAAUUUUACUUUUUAAGGUUAAACGAAUCCUAAAUAGAAAAUGCCAGUAUAUGAACAGUUAGUAAUACAUAUUUAUGUAUAUAAAUACGUACAUAUGUAAGUAAGCGUGUACUUAGCUUGUUGAUAAUGAGUAGUCGGUAGUUGUUAGUUGUUAGUAAAAUAAACAAUUACGAGUAUUAUGCACACAAUCAAUUUUAAAGUGCCUUUAGCGGUAUUUACGAGUAGUAGACCACAACACACACGUACAUAUACAUACAUAUGUAUAUAAAAUAAAUGUAAACAUCUGUACGUAAGCUGCCAGCGCAUUUUGAAUGCUUUUUGGAGUGGUCUCGACUAAAACUUUAGAAAAAUAUGUAUAUUAAAACAACAAUAAAUAAUAUAGUGUUGCAAUUGUUGUUAAGUAGUCAAAAGUAACCUCACUUAGCAUUUAGAAGAAAUUAAACAAAAAAUUUACACACCUUACUUCGCGCCAUACAUAUCUACACUUAUGCACUUGCACACGUUUACGCGCUUAAACAACUGUAAAAACAAUAGAAUUUUUAUCUAGUGUCUAAAACGUCAUACUCCGACAAAUAAAUCGAGCUACUUAAAAAAAGACAAGCACAAUGCAAGAUUAGUUACAGUAGUUACAGUACGGUUGUCACUUGCGAAACUGAAAGCAGUUUUACAUGCACACGUCACAAUACCUAUCGUCGCCUAAAAUGCAAAAUCACGUAAAAUCACUUUUCACAAAGUUUACAGGCGAAGGAAAAACGU